Molecule: messenger RNA, 1293 nt
Organism: Petromyzon marinus (sea lamprey)
Lineage: Eukaryota; Metazoa; Chordata; Hyperoartia; Petromyzontiformes; Petromyzontidae
Source: RefSeq, a predicted model, not a curated record
CAGGGUUAACGCCCAAUCGGGAGGCGGCGUUUGCGCACCACGUGAUCAUUUUUGAACUCGAGCCGCGCGGUCGCCGGCGGUAACAAAAUCUUAGCGUGUCAAAAGUGGCUUAAAGGUUUAAACUUCUCAGCAACGUUUCCCGUCAACAACAAGAAGGGACACAGCAGCUCACGGCAUGAGCGAGUUCAACUCGUCGGACGAAGAGGUGGACCCUGCACAGAGCGAGCAGCCGCCUUUUCGCAUUGACUGGCUUGACCUCUCCAUGGUAGGCUAUCCCACGCUGAACUUGGGGAUCAGCAGCCUGCCAGGUUGCAAAUUCAAGGAGACGUGGAGAAACUUGGACAAGGAUCUUGACGAGGUGCAGGCGCAGGGCGUGCAGGACGUGCUGGUGCUGUGCACGCCCGGCGAGCUGGUCCACUGCCGCGUGCCCGACCUGCUGGAGGCCUACGCCCGCCGCGGCCUGCUUGUGCAUCACGAGCCGGUGCUCGACGGCGCGGUUCCCGACAUGGCGCGGUGCUGCGCCCUCCUGGACACGAUGCACGGGUCCCUGGGCGCCGGCAGGAGAGUGCUCGUCCAUGGCUGCCUGCUUCCUGCUGCGCAUCUCCGAGUCGCUCAGCCCCGAGGACGCGAUAGCGGCGCUGUGCGAGUUGCGCGGGAGGGCAGCCAUACAGACCGUGCAGUACAACUUCCUGCACGAUUUCCGAGAGCUCCUGGAGGCUCACGUCACAGCGAGGAUGGAGCAGGCCGAGUCGAGGGCCGUGUCCCGUUAGGCCGGCCGCCGUGUCUCACUGGGGGCCGUUCACCCAGCAAGAGGGAGCCGGGGUGGUUGGAUAGGAGGAGGAGGAGAAACCAAAGGAGCUGCCACGGCGGAGUAACGGUCGGCACACUGGACUGCAGUCCAGAGGUCGCCGGUUCGAUUUCAUCUGCGGCGCGGCGGCUGAAAUACCCCUCUCCUCCCCCCACUCCCACCCCAUCGACCGCUUCCGCGUACCCAGCAGUAUAAAUGGGCGCAACCCUGGUUAGUUGAUCGGCAGGUCGCCGCACGUGAUGGGGUUCAGCGUGGGUAUUUUCACCAAGAUGUAGUGGCCAGCGUGGGAGAUCCCCCUUCAGCCAGCAGUGGUUUUGAGCAAGCAAAUUGCAGGGCUGCACCUUUAUCUCUUAACAGCAGUCGAUGUCAAAAACCGGUGGUGGAUGCCAAAAACGUUUAAACAUAAUGGGUUAUUUUUGGGUUAGAUCGCGUAAGGAGAAAUGUGUUGGUAAAUCCGCCACCACCCGACACGGCCAAUUAGUAAA